Messenger RNA from Cebus imitator (Panamanian white-faced capuchin), 2271 nucleotides. It is a transcript of the gene FKBP4, whose product is annotated as FKBP prolyl isomerase 4. Gene Ontology annotation, molecular function: protein binding; peptidyl-prolyl cis-trans isomerase activity. The record is from RefSeq and is a predicted model, not a curated record. Bases 194 to 1573 code for a protein of 459 amino acids. Lineage: Eukaryota; Metazoa; Chordata; Mammalia; Primates; Cebidae. The transcript is spliced from 10 exons.
CUCCCCUAGCCGCUCCUGACCCACCUACCCCGCUCCCGCGCCGCGUGCAGAAGUGCUGUAGUCUCUGAGCCGUCCCGCAGUCAGCGCCGCGGCGCCCGGCCUCCCGCACGCCCCGCAGGUAGUACCCCCGCCCGCUGCCCAGAGUGCGCUCGCGCCGGCGCCAGCUCUCGGAGAAACGGCGCGCCGCGCGGAGAUGACAGCAGAGGAGAUGAAGGCGACCGAGAACGGGGCGCAGUCGGCGCCGCUGCCCAUGGAGGGAGUGGACAUAAGCCCCAAACAGGACGAAGGCGUGCUGAAGGUCAUCAAGAGAGAGGGCACAGGUACAGAGAUGCCCAUGAUUGGGGACCGAGUCUUUGUCCACUACACUGGCUGGCUGUUAGAUGGCACAAAGUUUGACUCCAGUCUGGAUCGCAAGGACAAAUUCUCCUUUGACCUGGGAAAAGGGGAGGUCAUCAAGGCUUGGGACAUUGCCAUAGCAACCAUGAAAAUUGGGGAGGUGUGCCACAUCACCUGCAAACCAGAAUAUGCCUACGGUUCAGCAGGCAGUCCUCCAAAGAUCCCCCCCAAUGCCACGCUUGUGUUUGAGGUGGAGUUGUUUGAGUUUAAGGGAGAAGAUCUGACGGAAGAGGAAGAUGGCGGAAUCAUCCGCAGAAUACGGACUCGCGGUGAAGGCUAUGCUAAGCCCAAUGAGGGCGCUAUUGUGGAGGUUGCACUGGAAGGGUACUACAAAGACCAGCUCUUUGAUCAACGAGAGCUCCGCUUUGAGAUUGGUGAGGGGGAGAACCUGGAUCUGCCUUAUGGUCUGGAGAGGGCCAUUCAGCGCAUGGAGAAAGGAGAACAUUCCAUUGUAUACCUCAAGCCCAGCUAUGCUUUUGGCAGAGCUGGGAAGGAAAAGUUCCAGAUCCCACCAGAUGCUGAGCUGAAAUAUGAGUUACACCUCAAGAGUUUUGAAAAGGCCAAGGAGUCUUGGGAAAUGAAUCCAGAAGAGAAGCUAGAACAGAGCACCAUAGUGAAAGAGCGGGGCACUGUGUACUUCAAGGAAGGCAAAUACAAGCAAGCUUUACUACAGUAUAAGAAGAUUGUGUCCUGGCUGGAGUAUGAAUCUAGUUUUUCCAGUGAGGAAGCACUGAAGGCACAGGCCCUUCGACUGGCCUCUCACCUCAAUCUGGCCAUGUGUCAUCUGAAACUACAGGCCUUCUCUGCUGCCAUUGGAAGCUGUAACAAGGCCCUAGAACUGGACAGCAACAACGAGAAGGGCCUUUUCCGCCGGGGAGAGGCCCACCUGGCCGUGAAUGACUUUGACCUGGCACGGGCUGACUUCCAGAAGGUCCUGCAGCUCUACCCCAACAACAAAGCUGCCAAGGCCCAGUUGGCUAUGUGCCAACAGCGGAUCCGCAGGCAGCUUGCCCGGGAGAAAAAGCUCUAUGCCAACAUGUUUGAAAGGCUGGCUGAGGAGGAGAGCAAGGCCAAGGCAGAGGCUUCCCCAGGAGACCAUCCCUCUGACACAGAGAUGAAGGAGGAGCAGAAGAGCAACAUGGCAGGGAGCCAGUCUCAGGUGGAGACAGAAGCAUAGCCCCCCUCCACCAGCUCUACUCCUGCGGCUGCCUGCCCCCGCCCCCAAGUCUCCCCACUCCACCCUGUUAGUUUUGUAAAAACUGAAGAAUUUUGAGUGAAUUAGACCUUUAUUUUUCUAUCUGGUUGGAUGGUGGCUUUAGCGGGGAGGGGGGAAAGAAGUAGGCUGGGGGAUUGAGGUGGGGAAUCAUUUCAGGGGGUGUCACCCCCUCUUCCCUUCCCCCAUUGCACAUGAACGUAUGUCCAUCCAUACAUAUUCAUCAGAAUGUUAAUUUAUUUUGCUCCCUCUGUUAGGUCCAUUUUCCAAGGGUAGAAGAAGCAAGUGGUAGGGAUGGGGUCUGAUAUGAACCCAGGGUGGAGAGGGAGACUCCUGGGCAGCCGUUUUCCUCAUCCUUUCCCUCUCCCAGUCCGUUUCCAAACGUGGCCUCCAUGUGGGUGCUAGGGACAUGGGAAAAACCACUGCUGUGCCCAUUUCUUCUCUCUGUUCCCUUCCUCGCCCUGACGGUGUGGCUGAUGAUGUCUUCUGGAGUCAUGGCGACCACCCGCUGUCCCCCAUUCUGGUGUUUCCCCUGUCAGUUUCCCCUCUCAACCAGGUUGUAUCCUGAAAUCCCCUCAGCCUCUUCUCUGCACGUUGCUGAAGGUCCAGGCUUGCCUCAAGUUCUGUGCUUGAGCAAUAAAGUGGAAACAAUAAAACUUGGG